AUGUCUUCUGCCACUCCUCUCGAUCUCCUUUGCUUCGCUGCCCUCCAGCCCCACGACGAGCUUGUAUACCGCCAGUCUGCUCCUCACGUUCUCCCUCCUGUUACGAACGACAUGCCAGCCAGCCGCACGCUUCCCUCUCUGGUCGCGCUUGCGUCGAUGAACUACGCUACGCCUAACGAACAGCCCCUCCCCCCUCUCCUUGGCUCGCCUAUGCAGGUUCGCCCCUCGGGGGGCCGUGCUGAGAGGUACAAAAAAUACGAGUGCACCGGUUGCGACAAGCGUUUUGAGCGUCCAAGCCAGCUCCGCACACACAUGUUGUCCCAUACUGGCGAGAAGCCCCAUGCCUGCGAAGACUGUGGCCGUCGCUUCUCGGUCUAUUCCAACAUGCGCCGGCACGAAAAGACUUGCAUCAUUGCUCGCGAGCGUAAGAUGGCUGCCCACCGCGACUCGGACACCGAAUCGGAUGACACAUUGAGUGCCAGUGCAAGCAGCGCAUCUGCUAGCCCUGUCACUCCCAAGGUCCGAUCGCGUGCUCCGGCUGCUAAGCGCCAACGCACCAACGUCCACCGCGGUUCGGGUGCUCAACCGCAAUGGGUUCCGAUGAGCCUUCGCUCGUUCUCUCCCCCAGACAACAACGCAUUGUCCCCUGUUUCGGUCCCAUCUCCGCCUAUCCGUCCCUGGGGUGCGCGCGAAGAACGCGACUCGUACGAGGAAACCAGCGAAUACCCAUAUCAUCCUUCCAACUGGCGCCAUCGCUUGCCUGGCCCGGCGCUCAUGGCAGCUGAUGAGCUCAUGCGCAACGCAACUAUGCCUCGUCGGUGGUUGAUGGUCUAA
Messenger RNA from Rhizoctonia solani, 834 nucleotides. RefSeq names its product C2H2 zinc finger. The coding region runs from base 1 to 834 and encodes 277 amino acids. Gene Ontology annotation, biological process: regulation of DNA-templated transcription. Gene Ontology annotation, molecular function: RNA polymerase II cis-regulatory region sequence-specific DNA binding; DNA-binding transcription factor activity, RNA polymerase II-specific. Lineage: Eukaryota; Fungi; Basidiomycota; Agaricomycetes; Cantharellales; Ceratobasidiaceae. The transcript has 6 exons. The record is from RefSeq and is a predicted model, not a curated record.